CCAGUGGAUGCGAUGCUGAUUGCGCCUGAGAUCCGCGUCAUGGCCUCGCUGACCUCCGCAGAUUUCAGCCAAAACCAGCUGGGACCCGAGGGCGUUAAAGCACUCGCGCCAGCGCUGGCUGCCAGCGCCUCGCUGACGAGCGUGUCGCUCGCUGACAACCGGCUGUGCGGCGUGGACGGGGAUGGAAACGGCACCUACGAUGCGACCGGCAUCAAAGCCAUCGCUGAUGCCCUGCGCGUCAACGCCUCGCUGACGAGCUUGAGGUAUGUUGCCAUCCAAGCCACACAUGCGUAGAACGUGUAGCAGUCUGACUUGCAGCUGGUUUCGUGCCUUGCAGCCUUCGCGAAAACAACAUCAAGGGCACGGGCGAGGCGCUUUGGGAGGCCCUCAAGAACAACUCGUGUAUCAAGACGCUCGAUCUGUGCCUUUGCAGUCUCGGGCCAGAGGACGGGACGGGCCUGGCUGGCGGCAUUGCCGUCAGCGCCUCCCUGACGGAGGUUUACAUCUGCGGCAACAACAUCAGGAACGGUGGGGCAGAAGCAAUUGCUAAUGCUCUCAAAGCCAACGACUCGUGCGUGCUCAAGAAACUGGCGGUAGACCUUGGUCUUGAGGACCAUGAGGGCCUCAAAUCAGCCUGCCAGCUCCGAGGAGUGGAGCUCGAAGGAGUGGAGUAAAGCAUACAAGUCGGGCGAGAACUGAUGGGUAUGUUUUCACGUUUUUACAAACUGCUCUGCGU
Messenger RNA from Emiliania huxleyi CCMP1516, 736 nucleotides. RefSeq lists its product as hypothetical. Lineage: Eukaryota; Haptophyta; Isochrysidales; Noelaerhabdaceae. The record is from RefSeq and is a predicted model, not a curated record. Bases 266 to 550 code for a protein of 94 amino acids. The transcript has 2 exons.